Paralichthys olivaceus (Japanese flounder) is the source of this 4577-nucleotide messenger RNA. Its product is annotated as pre-B-cell leukemia transcription factor 1-like. Gene Ontology annotation, cellular component: nucleus. Gene Ontology annotation, biological process: brain development; neuron development; embryonic organ development. Lineage: Eukaryota; Metazoa; Chordata; Actinopteri; Pleuronectiformes; Paralichthyidae. Gene Ontology annotation, molecular function: DNA-binding transcription factor activity, RNA polymerase II-specific; RNA polymerase II cis-regulatory region sequence-specific DNA binding. The record is from RefSeq and is a predicted model, not a curated record.
UGGUUUUGGAUCACUGCGCAACAUCACAAGAGAACGUGUCCUAGUUGGUGGUAGUACUAACCAGCAGCUUUUUACGCACACCCUGCUCCAGUGAAGGCAGCAGCAGCAGCAGCAGCUCAGAUCAGAUUUCACAUUCAGCACCGACCAGCUGAGAGAGAGAGAGACUCAGCCACAGAGCAGGAGGGCGCGUUUCUCCGCUUUCCCCUCAUCCGAUCCCCGCGCUCUCUGCUCGGCGAGCGCCACCAGAGCCGUCUGCGAGGAACCGACGGGUGCGCAGCGCAAAUAUUAAAAACACUCAGCUCCGGGAUAUUUUUUAUCCCCUACCUCCCUUUUUUUUCUUCUUUUUUAUGAAUUUUUGCAGGAUUUCAGCAGCGAGAGCGCCACACAGAAUUAGAUAAGAAGGGGGAAGAAGAGAUGGACGAGCAGCCGAGGUUGAUGCACUCUCACACCGGGGUGGGCAUGGCAGGACACCCCGGCCUGCCGCAACACAUGCAGGAGAGCACCGGAGGGACGGACGGCGACGGCAGGAAACAGGACAUUGGAGACAUUUUACAGCAAAUCAUGACCAUCACAGAUCAGAGUCUGGAUGAAGCGCAAGCCAGGAAACACGCUCUCAACUGUCACAGAAUGAAGCCAGCUCUUUUCAAUGUCUUGUGUGAAAUCAAAGAGAAAACAGUGCUCAGUAUCCGUGGCGCCCAGGAGGAGGAGCCCCCAGAUCCCCAACUCAUGCGGCUGGACAACAUGCUGCUGGCUGAGGGCGUAUCUGGUCCGGAGAAAGGCGGGGGCUCAGCGGCGGCGGCAGCUGCAGCGGCGGCCUCGGGAGCCGCAGGGGCGGACAACUCUGCGGAGCACUCCGACUACAGGGCCAAGCUUACCCAGAUCAGACAGAUCUACCACACAGAGCUGGAGAAGUAUGAACAGGCAUGUAACGAGUUCACCACUCAUGUGAUGAACCUGUUGAGGGAGCAGUCACGCACGCGGCCAAUCUCGCCCAAAGAGAUCGAGCGCAUGGUGAACAUCAUCCAUCGCAAGUUCAGCUCCAUCCAGAUGCAGCUCAAACAGAGCACCUGCGAGGCUGUCAUGAUCCUGCGCUCCCGCUUCCUCGAUGCCAGACGAAAAAGACGAAACUUCAACAAGCAGGCGACAGAGAUCCUGAACGAGUAUUUCUACUCACACCUCAGUAACCCUUACCCCAGCGAGGAGGCUAAAGAGGAGCUGGCAAAGAAGUGCGCCAUCACAGUGGCCCAGGUUUCCAACUGGUUUGGGAAUAAAAGAAUCAGAUACAAGAAAAACAUUGGUAAGUUCCAAGAGGAAGCCAACAUGUACGCUGCGAGAACUGCCGUGAAUGCGGCUAAUGCAUCCUCACAUGGAAGCCAAGCAAAUUCACCCUCAACUCCAAACUCUGCAGGUUCUGCUGGCUCUUUUAACAUGUCAAACUCCGGGGACUUGUUCAUGAGCGUGCAGUCUCUCAAUGGGGACUCGUACCAGGGGGCUCAGGUGGGAGCCAACGUGCAGUCACAGGUGGAUACCCUUCGCCAUGUUAUCAGUCAGACAGGCGGAUACAGUGAAGGACUCACAGCCAACCAGAUGUACAGUCCGCAGGGCAUCAAUGCAAACGGUGGCUGGCAGGAUGCUCCGACCCCCUCGUCAGUGACUUCACCUACAGAAGGACCCGGAAGCGUUCACUCUGACACCUCCAACUGAUCCUCCACCCCCCUCCUCACUCCUCCGUACUCUGCUUCCCUCCUUCAUCCACCACCGGACCCUGCCCCCUUCAGCCAUAUCUCCUGAAACGUAACCCCAUGACCCUGCCGGGAUUGAUCGUGAUGUGCUGUAUGUAGUCACACUGCAGGACACAUUCUAGGGUCUGGGACGAGUAUUUUUUUUCCACCGUUACGGACAAAAACGUUUCACUAUUCCCCCGUUUGGACCACAGCCGCACUGUCAGCAGCCUGCGUAGAGGACUCGCAUCCACACUCGCAGUUUGUACAGUUUCCACUUGAUGUCCAUGUUGCCUCAUUGUAUUUCUCUUACAUUAUAUAUUCACAUAUUAGGCACAGUUAGCAGCAUAUUUGCCCCACAUUGUGUAAAUCUUUCACACUACCUCUAUUCGAAAAAUAACAGGCAAACGACAUUUCGGUUUUUACAAAUUUUCAUAACGAUUAGAAUCGUACUGUACACCACACCAUGCCCUGUCAUUACACCUCUGUCUUUAUUUGUACCCACAGAUUUGUUUUAGUUUAUCUACAGUGCCAAAGUUCAACCCUGGAGGUGAAUUUUGAUAUGUUUUUUAUCUCAUGACCAUACAUUUUUCAUGCCACACUUUGUGAGGCAUUAAUAUCUUAGUCCAGUUAAUAUUAGGCAGCCUCAGUCUAUAGAGUUUGUUUUCAGAGCUUCUACAGCAGACUGUCAUAUGAGGCUUUUUAUAUUUCACUGCCGGAGCAGAAGGUUUUCUGCUCACAUGCAGUACGAACAGAAAGCAGUCGCAGUUUUUACACAACCGAUUAACCAACUGAGUUGUUGCUCUGUCACACACGUCGACUGCGUCAACAAAGAAAAAUUGACCUGAAACACUAAAAUCGAUGACAGCAUUAGCAGCAAUUAUGGCACGCCAAUAUGUAUUAAAGCACAAUAACACCAAGGGAUUGAACAUGUACAUGUCAAAGAAGAAACAGCGGAUAGAAGUAGUAGUUAUAUAUGGAAGCAGCAGAGAGUAGAUACAGAAGAUUAUCAGUCAGUGUGCAUCAGUGUAGCCAAAUACUGCUGGUAACCAAACCCAAAACUAAAAAACUGUAAUUCUGAUUUUAAGGUGUCAUGUAAUUGAUCAUUGUUGCACGUCUCACUUAACACAACAUUUUUCAUUUAUGGCACAAAAACGUUUGUCUCUCAAUCCUGAGAGACGUGACAGGACAUUGGAACACAGGAUUGAUUUUUUUUUUUUUGCUCAAAUACAUUUUUCUCUUCAGGGUAAUAAUUUUUUCAACAAAAUAUACGUCAUAUACAAACAAUAAGAAACUCUAAGUCCCUCAUCACAUAUUAGAAAGAAGUCAGAAAUAUACUGUGCUCAUGAACAACGUGAGGUCAGCCGUCCUUUGAGAGCACGAGAGAGAACGUUUGAUAUAAAAUGACACGUCUUGAUUUGUUUAAAAAUAACAUUCAUCAACACCAACCAAUCCAAAAUGUGAAGUUAGAUGUGUGACUUUUGUUGUAUGUACAGUAUAGUAUGUGGUCUAACAUGUAUUCAUGAAUACAAUAGUCCUCAUGAGAUAUCAGCAUUUACACACUUUGAUACCAAAAAAAAAAAGGCAGAAUUUGUAUCCUCUUACAUUGGGAUCAGCUUUAUCGACAUUUUCUUUUUCCUCUUUUCAUAGGAUUUUAUUAUCUAAGGUACAAGUGAGCAGCUCAUAAUGCUCUCGUACUCAAAGCCAAAAAAAUGCAGUUGGAAUACAUUAGUGUUUAUAUAAAUGAAAUGGAAAAAUACCCUGAUGGCACACAAAUCCAGAUGAUGUUUGGAUAUAUUUUUAUGUCUCCAUUUUGUGAAUAACUCAUCAUGUUCUUGUUUUCAUAUUACUUUGUUGCUUUGCUACAGGACUAUGUUUCUUUUUUUCUGCUACCAUUGUUUGUGAAUUAGGUCAAGAAUGCUCUAUAUACAGUAUGUAGAUAUGCACCUUUGCUCUUCUUUUUUUCUUACAUCUUUCAAUUUGGACAGUAGCCAUUUUGCCCGUCUCCAAGAUAGCUGCUGUCCAAAUGAAGGUGACGUGAAAAGUUAGUGUUAACAUCGCCCUCUGGCACUGUUUUUAGCUCAGCUGAACCCUCACACAAAACAAGAUUCAGUCCCGAGAGCCCAACCCGUCUCAAAACAGCCCGGAAACCACAGGAGUUUGUUUUUAUUUUUAGCAGUUGUCAGUGUGUUUGUAUUUAUUACACGUGUAUGAAAUCAAGGAUGUUUUCGGAGCCAGAGUGUGGAAGUCGACCACAGCGUGAUCACACCAAACAGACUCAUUGGGAUCAUUCAGAGCGGCUCCUCCUCAGCUCACCUGCUCAGUAUUACAGUCGAGGGGCCGAGCACCAUCCAAGUGAUGCACAGACCCUGCCUCAGUCGUGUCUUCUCAAGUCAUUGGAGUGAAUUGACAGCAGCGGCCAUGCAAGGCAAACACAAGGGUUGUUUUUGCACCCCCUCAGAAAGAAAAGGCUUAACUCUGCUUUUCACAUUGCCUGUCAAAUAUUAUCGAAGCUUCAUGUAAUGAUGCUUUUUAGUUUUUGAAUAUAAAAGGAAAAGAGACAUGAAAAGAAAAAUGAACAAUUUGUAAAACAUGAAAUGUUUUAUUUGUUGCAUGUCUUUUUGUUCUUCAAUAAAAUAACGUACUGCAGUGUUUUGAAUGUUAACUUCUUUUUUAUAAGGAUUUCAGAGUGAAAUCAUGGAGCCUUUUUCUUGACAGGUUUUAACUUUUAAGAUCUCUGCGUAUGUAAAAAGAAACGAAAUGGAAAACUAUUGUCUUUUUCAUUCCAACUCAAAACCUUGUUUCUGUGGAGAAAAAUUGCGGAAAGGUGUAGGUUUUAUGGUCUCUUAAUUUGUA